Messenger RNA from Kluyveromyces marxianus DMKU3-1042, 1476 nucleotides. Its product is annotated as RNA methyltransferase. The transcript has a single exon. Bases 1 to 1476 code for a protein of 491 amino acids. Lineage: Eukaryota; Fungi; Ascomycota; Saccharomycetes; Saccharomycetales; Saccharomycetaceae. The record is from RefSeq and is a predicted model, not a curated record.
AUGAAGUCACGUGGACAUUAUACUUAUUGUACUGGGAAAAUUUUCCAAAAAAAAAAAAAAAGAAGAGAACAGGCCCUGGGCAUUGGAUAUAUAAAAUAUAUUGGCAGUCUAGCUCAUCGCAUCGCAUCGGUACUGCUCGAACUUGAAAAGAUAGAAAGGAACACAGAAGAGCACACUGUAUUGAUCAAGGCACACGAGAGCAUUGGGGGAAGGAGACUAGCCAUGAGUACCAAGAAAAGAACCAGCUCGCAAGCUGCUGCCAAAAACAACCAGAAGGCUAAGAAAGCUAAGAAGGCAUUGGAUGUUGAAAGGAAAGAGAGCAGAGUUCCUGCCAGAAGAGCGAAGAAGGUGGUCAAAGUAUCUUCCAAAACUGUGGAUUACUCUAUAUGUAUACCAACCACAAUACUAGACAACUGCAAGAACCUAGAACAGAUCACCUAUGCAGUAUAUCAGGUUGCCAGAAGCGCAUGUUUGUUCAACGUUGCGGAGAUUGUGAUCUUGGAAGCAGAAACGGAUGCUACACCGGACCAAAAGAAGGACCGCGAUCAGAAGAAGGGUUCCAAGAUUAAGUUUGACGACUCGGACCUAAAAGAGGAACAAACGGAAACUGAGAGCGAAAACAAGGGCCAGGGCAAAGGCCAUGACCAGGACAAAAGCAGACUUUCAAAACCAAUGCUAAUUGCAUCGUUGCUCCAGUUCUUCGUGACACCGCCAUACUUGGUCAACAGCGUUUUCAAGAAGCAAUACAUGAAGUACUUCAAGUACGCCCAGCAGUUACCCAGAAUUUCGUCGUUGCCCUUCAUGCGGUAUUACGCCGAGAACGACGGCAGAUACAGAGAGGGCCUUGCCAUAAGAAUGAGCAAGCCCGGUGAGCGCGGAAAAUCAAAGAAAUCAUUCGACCAGACUAAAUACAUCAACAUCGGCAAGGGCCAAAACCUUGAGCUAAAGGGCCAGCUCGUGCCCGUAAAUGUCAGAGUCACAGUCGACACAGUAGAAAACAAGGUCGUGUCCCCAGAAGAAGCAUACGGCGAUUUCGUAGGCGCAAAGGCCUCUUUCGGAUACCACGUCAGAAUCGCCAAAUCCUUCGCAGACCUCUUCACUAAAUCGCCGUUCCCUCAGGGCUACACACAAACCGUCUGGAUCAACAGCGGCGACUACUACUUCGACGACAAAAUUAAAAAGAACGUAAAAGUGCAAUCCAAGAUCCCAGCAAUCGAGAAAGUCGUGCGCCCAUCGCAACAAGAGAUAGAACACGAAGACCCCUCCAAAACGGGGCCCGCAAACCUACUAGCCGUGUUCGGCAAGUGGGACACCAUCAAGAAGAGUUUUGUCUCGUGCCAGGACCAAUUCGAGGGCGCAACCGGUGCCUUCCAGUUCUUCGACGGAGAGCUUCUACUACCGGGCGCCACUCCACAGGGCCAAAUACGUACUGAAGACGCCUGCAUGAUCGCCCUAUCGCUACUGUCCACGUACUAA